Molecule: messenger RNA, 817 nt
Organism: Culicoides brevitarsis
Lineage: Eukaryota; Metazoa; Arthropoda; Insecta; Diptera; Ceratopogonidae
Gene: Rpe
Product: ribulose-phosphate 3-epimerase
Exons: 1
Coding region: 70-738 (222 amino acids)
Biological process (GO): pentose-phosphate shunt; carbohydrate metabolic process; pentose-phosphate shunt, non-oxidative branch
Cellular component (GO): cytosol
Molecular function (GO): metal ion binding; D-ribulose-phosphate 3-epimerase activity
Source: RefSeq, a predicted model, not a curated record
AAUUUCGAAUCUCGUGUUUGUGUUGUUAUCAGUUCGUGUCACCUCCAAAAGUCCUUAUUUUUUGCCAAAAUGCCUUUAACUGCGAUGAUUGGUCCUUCAAUCCUGAACGCCGAUUUGGGACAACUUUCGGAGGAGUCCCGGAAACUCUUGGAAAACGGCGCGGAUUACUUGCAUCUCGAUGUCAUGGAUGGACAUUUCGUGCCAAACCUCACAUUUGGUCAUCCCGUGGUGAAAUGUCUCCGAAAUAAAAUCAAAGAUGCCUUUUUCGAGACUCACAUGAUGGUCCAGAACCCCCAACAAUGGAUCGAACCCAUGGCAGAUGCCAAUGUCAAUCAAUACACGUUUCACAUUGAGCCAGUGGCGGAUUCCGUAGCUGCCGUUUGUCGCAAAGUCAGGGAAGCCGGCAUGAAAUGUGGAUUAGCGUUGAAGCCGGGAACUGAUGUGAAAGUUGUGGAGGAAUUUAUCGACAUGGCGGACUUAGUUUUGGUCAUGACAGUCGAGCCAGGGUUCGGAGGACAGAAAUUCAUGGCGGAUCAAAUGACAAAAGUGAAGAUGUUGCGGGAAAAAUAUCCGAAUUUGAAUAUUGAGGUUGAUGGAGGUGUUGGACCAGCGACUAUUGAGCAGUGUGCGGAAGCAGGAGCGAAUUGGAUUGUAUCGGGAACGGCAGUUAUUAAGGCGGAGGAUCAAAAAGCGGUUAUUAAGACAUUGAAGGAGACAGUUCAAAAGUGCUGUUUGUAAAAAUUCUUCCAUUUUUUGCAUUUUUUUGGUUAAUAAAGUUUAAUUUUUGGGAUAUUUUUGUAUAAAAAUGACUUUUAUU